This is a messenger RNA of Brassica oleracea var. oleracea, 1218 nucleotides long. RefSeq names its product AT-hook motif nuclear-localized protein 29. Gene Ontology annotation, biological process: vegetative to reproductive phase transition of meristem. Gene Ontology annotation, cellular component: nucleus. The coding region runs from base 332 to 1204 and encodes 290 amino acids. NCBI's taxonomy places the organism in Eukaryota, Viridiplantae, Streptophyta, Magnoliopsida, Brassicales, Brassicaceae. The transcript has a single exon. Gene Ontology annotation, molecular function: minor groove of adenine-thymine-rich DNA binding; DNA-binding transcription factor activity. The record is from RefSeq and is a predicted model, not a curated record.
UUUCAUCUCAACAAAAGCAUGUCGAGUCACUUACUCUCACAGCAGAAGAAAUAACUUGAAGCUUGCCAAUUCGUUUCACAUCACUUAAUACGACGCCGUCUAGAGUGAAGAAUCUGCUUCUCUCUUGCCCUAAAGCGAGUUAGGGCUUAAGACAAAGUAGCACCACUUUUGAUUUGUGUCUCUUUGCUAUGUUUUUGUCGGUUUGUGUAACCGAUCAACUCAAGCUAUUGGCUCCUCACUCACUGAAACUUGACCAAAGUUUAACUUCACCCUCACAAUAUCAUUUAUACAUGAGCCACAAGAAAAUAAUUAACCAGUAGAUGCGACGGUCAUGGACGGUGUUUACGAUCAAUCAGGAGGAGCUUCUCGUUACUUUCACAACCUCUUUAGGCCUGAGCUUCACCACCAGCUUCAACCACAGCCUCAGCCUCAUCGCCAUCCUCAACUUCAACCUCAGCCUCAGUCAGAUGAUGAAUCUGACUCCAACAAGGAUCCGGGUCCACCAGAUUCUGACCCGGUUACCUCGGGUUCAUCUCAGGGGAAGCGUUCACGUGGACGUCCUCCGGGAUCUAAGAACAAGCCGAAGCCACCGGUGAUUGUGACAAGAGAUAGCCCUAACGUGCUUAGAUCUCAUGUUCUUGAAAUCUCAUCUGGAGCCGACAUAGUUGAGAGCGUCAACACUUACGCUCGCCGGAGAGGGAGAGGUGUCUCCGUUCUCAGUGGUAACGGGGUGGUGUUAAACGUCGUUCUCCGGCAGCCGGUGACGGCUUAUGGGAGUAAUGGUGGAGUUGGAGCCGGAGCUGGAGGGGUUGUGACUUUACAUGGCAGGUUUGAUAUUCUUUCCAUCACUGGCACGGUUCUUCCACCGCCGGCGCCGCCGGGAGCCGGUGGUCUGUCAAUCUUUGUCGCCGGUGCACAAGGUCACGUGAUCGGAGGAAGCGUGGUGGCUCCGCUCGUAGCUUCGGGUCCAGUGAUACUGAUGGCUGCAUCCUUCUCUAACGCAACUUUUGAGAGGCUGCCGCUGGAAGAUGAAGGAGGAGAAGGUGGAGGAGGAGGAGGUCCACCGCCCCCUACGUCAGCAUCACCACCUUCCGGAGCUGGUCAGGGAGAGUUAAGAGGUAAUAUGAGUGGUUAUGAUCAGUUUCCUGGUGAUCCUCAUUUGCUUGGCUGGGGAGCUGGAGCAGCUUCAAGACCAUCUUUUUAGAUUUGAAAAAAAUA